Molecule: messenger RNA, 1118 nt
Organism: Arachis ipaensis
Lineage: Eukaryota; Viridiplantae; Streptophyta; Magnoliopsida; Fabales; Fabaceae
Source: RefSeq, a predicted model, not a curated record
AAGGCUUCAAGUCCCAAACAAAUUACGGCUGAGGCAGGGAUAUAUCCUGACUGAAGAAGAAGAAUUUGAUGCUCCUUGUGCGCAAUGUUCGGUUGUGCAGCCACUCGGGUAUGAUGGACCGGUUCUUCGUGGUUCAUUUGUGGUGGAAUUCUGAGCUUGGUCUAGCUCCAUCUGUUCUCCGGCCUUAGAAUAUCCAAGAAGGAAAGUGCAGCAUUGAUAUUCUCUUCGAAUGGCAUUAGCAGGGGUGGGUGGGUCUCACUAGUAACGGAGCUUGGCAAUUGGUGGCUUUGAAUACCUGCUCGUGAUUUUUCCCACUUCAUGGGAGAGAAUUCAAGCAUAGGGAAGGGUUGGGGAUCGGGUUUCCGGCUGGGUGGGACUUAUCGGGUUCGGGUUCUUCUGUGUAGGACUCGGCUCAUGUCCCAAAAAAAAGCGUGAAUCUCUCUAUUCGAGGCUUGUUUUUGACUGCCCUUGAAAUACUCCUUAUAACACACCAAUGCUGACCCGAAUCAGUUCACCCAAUCCCCAAAUUGACAACCUGAUCCGUUGCCACAAGAAUACUACCUGGAAAGUGGACAUUUUUUUCAUUCCUGCGGUGAGCAAACCCUUUUUUAGAGUAACUGAGUUCAGACCAAAGCUUCUUCCCUUCUCUUGAUGACAUGGGAGCUAGAGGAGUUGUCGGGGACAAGUGGUCCAUGAGAAUUCUUUGGGCUUGUGCUCUUGGAAGUGCUGCUGGCCUAUAUAUGGUUGCUGUAGAGAGACAGAAGAAGAAUAGGGAGAAGAUCCUAGCCGAAGCUCUGAACAUGGAAUUAGGGGAAAGCAAUGGCAAAGAUGUCUGAACUACAACAUGAUUUUGCCCCCCAAAAAAAUAGAAAAAAAGAAAAUAAAUAAAAAAAGAAAAAGAAGAACUGUGUUAUCAUGCAGCCGAACAGAUGCAGAAUUGCCUGUCUUUUUCUAAAAGUACCUUUUGAUGUAUAAGGUUUCUGCAUUCGUCGUUUGUCCUUUCGUUGGCAAGAUAACCAAAUAGUUUAUUAAAUUUUAGCUAUGCCAUAUAUAUGUGUUGCUGUUUAGUGUUUGUUGCAAUUUCAUCAAGAAACAAAUGACGGUAUUUUCAUUGAGCU